This is a messenger RNA of Moneuplotes crassus, 416 nucleotides long. Lineage: Eukaryota; Ciliophora; Spirotrichea; Euplotida; Euplotidae. The record is from the annotation of a GenBank genome assembly.
AUGGUAAGCUUCGAUCGAACAUUAUAUUCCAUCGACACUUUUCAAAUGUUACGAGCAACUAUUGAUCAUACAUCUAGGUUCAUUUCCCAAAGACCUUGAGGACUUACUGUAAGAAAGCCAGAAAGCACUCUGUCUUCAAAGUAUCUAUCUACAAGAAAGGAAAAGAUGGUAUUAGGCAUCAAGGAAAAAGAAGAUAUGACAGAAAGCAGAAAGGAUUUGGUGGUCAGACCAAGCCAAUCUUCAGGAAGAAGGCCAAACAGACCAAGAAAGUUACUCUCAAAUUGGAAUGCAUCAAGACUAAGGCUAAGAGAAUGAUGACCUUGAAGAGAUGCAAAACCUUCGUCGUCGGACAAUCCAAAGAGGCCAACCCAUACGACUAAUUUGGAUGGUAUAAUUAUAUGUCUGUAAAAUGCUGA